Helicoverpa zea (corn earworm) is the source of this 3516-nucleotide messenger RNA. RefSeq lists its product as uncharacterized. The transcript has 7 exons. NCBI's taxonomy places the organism in Eukaryota, Metazoa, Arthropoda, Insecta, Lepidoptera, Noctuidae. The record is from RefSeq and is a predicted model, not a curated record. Bases 170 to 3058 code for a protein of 962 amino acids.
UUAUUAGUUUUAGCAACAUGGCGUAAAUGGCGCGUUUGUGUAGCUUUAAGUUACAUAAAGUUAUUUGGCAGUUUAAUUAGAUAACUUUAUAAAUUAGAAUAACUUUGGCGUGAUACAGAAACAAAAAAUGAGUUAAAAAUAACGUUUCAGUAAUGAGAAUGAAGUGGUGAUGGAAUCCCUUGAAGACUCAAAUUGUCACUCCAUGAGCGAUAGUUUUUCUUUGUACGAACGGUAUUUGCGGAGUUUCAAUGUUGUUGAUCCUUUGAUAGAAGAAAGUGUGAAUCGUGAACCUACCGAACGCGUGUCUUCAAUAAAUAACUGUGAUUCUGAGAGUUCACACAGCCGAGGUAACAUAGAGUUAUCUAUCGUAACAUCAACGAAUGUUAUAAAUAAACAUUGCGAAACAGCUGAAACUGAGAGCGAUCUGUUAAAUCAAAUUGUUAGAGAUAAUUUAACUGACAAAGGAUCUAGUUUAGAUACAGAUUUGUGUGUGAAAAUCAAUUCGCCUUGUUCGCCACUUGCGGCCUCGUUACUUGAAAAUUCUUUUGCUACGAUCGACCAUAGUCUUUUGAACGAUAAAUCUAAUCAAACUGACAUUCAAGUAUCAUCAGAGGACUCGAGAACAGAGAUAAGUAAACAUCCUAUGUUCAUAACCCCUACUAUGGAAAACAGUAACAAUGCAGUAGAUAGUGUUCCUAUGUUUAGAGAUGUGGGGCCUUCAGAGAACGUCUUCAAGUUGCCUAUUAGUGAAUUAUCCUUCAAUGGUACAAUAAAGCAUGUACAAAAGUUAAAACCUAUAGUUGACCCUAUCUCAGCGAUGAGCUCUAGUACUGGUUUAGUUAAUUUGGUAGAGAAACGCGAAGAACAAAGUUGUGGACCUUUUACAAGUAGCAGUGAUAAUGUGGAGUCUACAGUAGAGACUAGUGACGGUGACCAGAGAGUUAGUGAUGCUUCAGACAAUGUUUGUGAGAGGUUAGAUAAAGCCUGGGAGAGUACGGGAGACUCUCAGUAUGAGGACAAUAAUGUUAAGAAGGACUGUCCUAUUGUGAAUGAUGAGGGCAGCACAGCAAAGUGGAACUCUGAACAAAGCUACUCAUCACUUGAAGCCUCCUUUGACAGCGGAGUCAGAUCUCCUGAUAUGUUUUCUGAUAAUGAUGAAGAAGGUGACCUACCUCCUGAGCCGGAACCUUUUUGGGGCUUUCUCAAAGACUAUGAAACUCAUGACAAAAGAAAAGUUAGAAAAAUUGAGGAAACGCUGCAAGGAGUUCUACCACCACCAUCCGUGACCAUGCUAAAGACUGACGUUUCAGAAAUGCUUAAAAAGUACUACUGCUACUUACCACUCUUUGAUGAAAAUGCAAAAGUAAUUCCUCCCGAAAUGAACGCCACCACGCCAACAAAAAGGGUGUCUUUUGUUGAAAUCCCUGACAGUACUAAAGAAGAAGAAAGUUCUAGUAAGAGUUGUGGGGAGAAGGCUAAGUUACAUGAUAAUUCAGACUUAGAUACUAGUGUUAAUGAUAAGAGCAUACAUUUGAAGAUGUCCACUGAAAUAGAAGCGGCUGAGACAGUGUGGCCUGAUGUGAUAAAGUGCAGAUACCAUGAUGUAUAUUACAAUGUGACAAAGCACUCAGAGAAGCUAGAGUUACUUGCAUUACGUUAUGGAGAGAGAUACGUUGGAGCCGAGACUGAUACUAGUGUUAACAUUUACUCUGGAGGCCUGCAGUCCCCUAACAGCGCUAGCAAGAGAAAAGCAUUGCGACUCAAGAUGGCCCAAGCGAAGUCACCCGGACGUCGUUUAUCUCACUUGGCGCGUCGCCGACAAGCCUUCGCCAGUGCAGCCACUAUCAAUGAAAAAGCGCAAUCUUCCAACUCCAAAAUGGUGCUCAUUGAUAAGAAUUUCUUCCCACACAGAAAGCUGGUCAAUACAUCGGAAAGAAAGAGUCCCCGCACUAGACGCACUCCUGGUAAACGAACUCCAAUUCGCAAGACUCCUGGCAAAAAGACUCCUGCCAAGACACCUAAGACGAGAAGUGGGGGGUCCAGUAAGAAAAAGGCAAUGAGAAGACUACUCAUGGACUCUGACCAUCUUACUAGAUCGCAGCCCGCUAGAGAAACUUUAAAAAGAGCCUUGUUCAGUCCUGAACAUCGAAGACCUGUUCCCCCAGCACCAUCAACCUCUGUACCAGCUCAAGCAAUGAAAUCCAAGCGGGCAUUGUUUGGCUCACCUGUCAGCACAGCAGAGACAAAAAGCAUGGAUGGCACGCAAAGCGAUCAUUUCCUCAAAAGAAAACGCGAUCCAUUUGACGACGAUUUGGAUAACGGCAGAAGUAAAAUAGCAAAGAGUUUAUCGUUCGGAGGCGAUACGAUAGGAAGUUCGCAUUCACUCGCGUUCACACGGCGAGCAUCGGAGGCAUUUGCUACGAAGAGCUCGACUGAACUGAAUGAAACUCAUAAAAAGAAAUUAUUGUGGGCGGUGUCUGAGGCUCUGCGCGUUCACGGCUGGCGCAUGUCAUCGCCAGGGUUUCGAGAAAAAGCAUCGUCUCUAGCUCGACUCACGCGCCGUUUACUCGCCCUGCCUCCCCAUGCUGCUAAACUCGCUGCACCCAAACUGUCCACUUCUGAAACUAUGCUCAAAUUAGCUCGUCAGUACGUAUUCGCAAUCAUACAAGGUCGCACCGUCGACGAAUGUUUCCAGGAGGAACAGAUGAAAAUUGCGAACGAAACCAAUCACAAAGUAUCGGGCUACAUAUCUGCCAACGCCUACCAACAAAUGCGCGCCCGGCAAAACGUUACCAGCACAUUCACUUCGCAAAUCAAAGAAAACACGCAUAGCAGUGGAAUGAAACAGGAUCAACCAAAAAGCGGUUCCAAAAAUAUCCUACAAGACAAAUUAGUGAAUAUAGAUAGCAAUUCAAAUAGCAGCAGUGGCCUCAGUAUGCUCGAUAAGUCCGGCCUGGGUCUAUUCAAAUCCAACUCCAUGCCUUCCUUUGAAGAAGCUGCCAAAAUGAGGGCUCGACGGCAAAUUAGUUUCGAUAAUGUUGACUUUCCUAAGAGGUGAUGUGCUUACACUGAGCGUCAAUACUUGAGUUGCAAAUUGUUGCGACAUUUGUACCGAAAAUGACAAGAGUAUCGACGACGACGCUUGUAAAUAUUAGUGGCAAUAAAUGAGUGAAAGUAGUAUCACCUAAAACUUUUAGUGAAUACGACAUGACCUGACUUUUUCGAUUAUAAGGAACUUAGCAAUUUUUCAACCAACCACUAUUUAGUCAUUCUUAUAUCUAGACGCUUUUAUAACAGUACAUUGUUUUGUCUCAUAUAUUUAUUUCGUUGUGCAUGACUUUCUAGCAACUAGUAGCCUAUGAAACGACAUUAUUCUGGAUAAGUUAUUAGCAAAUUGUAGAAUGCAGCAUAUUGCUAUAUUUGUAUUACAUUGACUUUUCGUAUGUAUGUGUUAAUAUUGCUGAGUAUGAUCUCGGGUGUUAUUUUUAAACAAUAAAUUAUUUUUCCUUAAUAUAA